UCAGCGACUCCUGUGAAAACAGUCGUGUAAAUGUUUAAAACCGUGGUCUGCAUUUGCAGUUACUCAGAACAGGGCUGGUGACGUAACGACAAAAACAAAAAAACAACCGUAAUCUCUAGACAUAAACUCUGUAGGCCAAUUAUAUCAUACCAUCCAGUCAGCUCCAAUAAAACGGGCAAUGGCGUUGAAAAGAAUCCAAAAGGAGCUGACAGAUCUACAGAGGGAUCCACCAGCGCAGUGCUCCGCCGGACCAGUGGGAGAUGACUUGUUUCACUGGCAGGCAACGAUAAUGGGGCCGAAUGACAGUCCAUACCAAGGUGGGGUGUUCUUCCUCACAAUCCACUUUCCUACAGACUAUCCUUUCAAACCACCAAAGGUUGCGUUUACGACAAAAAUCUACCACCCUAAUAUCAACAGCAAUGGUAGUAUAUGUCUGGACAUUCUCCGCUCUCAAUGGUCGCCAGCGCUCACUGUAUCAAAAGUGCUGCUGUCCAUUUGCUCCCUGUUAUGUGACCCAAACCCAGACGACCCGCUGGUACCAGAGAUUGCACACACUUACAAAGCAGACAGAGAAAAGUACAACAGACUAGCGAGAGAAUGGACGCAAAAGUACGCCAUGUAAGAUUGCAUGUGACCAGUGAAACAAAACAAAG
Chanos chanos (milkfish) is the source of this 653-nucleotide messenger RNA. RefSeq names its product ubiquitin conjugating enzyme E2 D4 (gene ube2d4). Bases 179 to 622 code for a protein of 147 amino acids. The record is from RefSeq and is a predicted model, not a curated record. The transcript has 7 exons. Lineage: Eukaryota; Metazoa; Chordata; Actinopteri; Gonorynchiformes; Chanidae.